Messenger RNA from Lepus europaeus (European hare), 667 nucleotides. RefSeq names its product apolipoprotein A2 (gene APOA2). Gene Ontology annotation, cellular component: spherical high-density lipoprotein particle; chylomicron; blood microparticle. Gene Ontology annotation, biological process: high-density lipoprotein particle assembly; triglyceride-rich lipoprotein particle remodeling; high-density lipoprotein particle remodeling. Bases 339 to 641 code for a protein of 100 amino acids. Gene Ontology annotation, molecular function: high-density lipoprotein particle binding; lipase inhibitor activity; phosphatidylcholine binding. The record is from RefSeq and is a predicted model, not a curated record. Lineage: Eukaryota; Metazoa; Chordata; Mammalia; Lagomorpha; Leporidae. The transcript is spliced from 4 exons.
CCGCCUGCUGCUAUUAGCAAAUCCAAAGACUGCCCAGCUAGCGCCAAUCUCCAAAAGACUGAAUCUCCGACAGUUAGGCCUGCACUUCCUGCCUCUCAGCCCAUUGCCAUGCGCCCCCGGUCCAGUCUCCUCUCCCCCAUUUCUCCAACUUGUUUACUCCAACAUGGGCCCUACCCUGCUGGGCCCCUGCGCAGUCUCUGUCACCUGACAGGGUGGGGACACAGCCAGGUAUAUAGCCCUUGCCCCUCCAGCCAGGCCAGGCACUGACGCCAAGGACGGAGACGGAGACGUUGGCUAAGUAAGCACUGUCCCCAGGCCAUCUUGGCACUGUCACCACCAUGAAGUUGCUCGCAAUGACGGUGCUGCUCCUCACCAUCUGCAGCCUUGAAGGGGCUUUGGUUCGAAGGCAGGCGGAGGAGCAGAGCCUGCAGAGCCUGGUCUCUCAGUACUUGCAGACCGUAACCAGCUACAGCAAGGACCUGAUGGAAAAGGCCAAGGCCCCCGAGCUUCAGGCCCAGGCCAAGGCCUACUUUGAAAAGACACAGGAGCAGCUGACGCCCUUGGUCAAGAAGGCUGGAACUGAUCUAAUUAACUUCUUGAGCAAUUUCAUGGAUCUCAAAACACAGCCCACUGCCCCGUGAGGGGGUCUACACCAUUGUCUUCCAAC